This is a messenger RNA of Cajanus cajan (pigeon pea), 1329 nucleotides long. Its product is annotated as plant cysteine oxidase 2. NCBI's taxonomy places the organism in Eukaryota, Viridiplantae, Streptophyta, Magnoliopsida, Fabales, Fabaceae. The record is from RefSeq and is a predicted model, not a curated record. Gene Ontology annotation, molecular function: oxidoreductase activity, acting on single donors with incorporation of molecular oxygen, incorporation of two atoms of oxygen.
UCAAACUUCCAUAUUAUUCUCUCUCUCUCUAUUUAUACAACUAUCAUCUCCAUUUUUCAUCCUCACCCUCAUGCACUUUUGCACUCUUAUUAUUCCUAAUACCAAUUGUCUUUCUCUUUAAGUCAAACCACUACCAUACCACAGUUUCUCAAUUCCGGGAUUUUUUAUUUUUUUUUAUCUCCUUGGAUGUGUUAUUUUCAGUUUAAAACAUGAUGCAAAAACUAAACUUGAGAAGGGUCAUUGCCAAGAAAAGGAAGCAAUUUCCUAGAAGGGUUAGGAGACCUGUGCUGAGUGUUUCAAACACACUUCAGCAGCUAUCUGAUUCAUGCAGAGAAGCUUUCAAAGGUCCCGGCACUGUUCCUUCCCCACAAGAUGUUCAGAGACUGCGCCACAUCCUUGAUAAUAUGAAGCCAGAAGAUGUGGGACUUAGUAGAGAUCUGCAGUUCUUCAAGCCUGGAAAUAUUACCAAAGAGAAUCAAAGGGUCACUUAUACAACCGUGUGCAAGUGUGACAAUUUCUCACUCUGCAUCUUUUUCAUACCUGAAGGAGGAGUUAUUCCUCUUCAUAACCAUCCAGGAAUGACUGUUUUAAGCAAGCUUCUAUUGGGACUAAUGCACAUUAAAUCCUACGAUUGGGUUGAUCCUGAGACCUCUAACAAUUUAUUGCAACAACCAUCUCAAUUGAGAUUGGCAAAGUUAAAAGCUGAUAAGGUGUUCACAGCAUCAUGUGAUGCUUCUGUGCUGUAUCCAACAACAGGAGGGAACAUCCAUGAAUUCACAGCCAUAACCCCAUGUGCUGUGCUUGAUGUCAUUGGUCCUCCUUAUUCCAAAGAAGAUGGUCGAGACUGUUCUUACUACAGAGAUCACCCUUAUGCUUCUUUUCCUAACGAAAGGACUGGUGAGGCAAAAGAGGAAAAUGAUAGUUACGCGUGGCUGGAAGAAAUUGAGAUGCCAGAGAAGUCUAAAAUGGAUGGCAUCGAGUACUUGGGUCCAACUCCAACACCCUUUUAGUUUUCAUCAUGUGUUCACCCUCUUAAGUCUUAACGCCACAAAAUCUCCCAUCACUUUGGCUCUGUGUCCAUAUUCAAGGAAUGAGUGCACGUGUUGCCUUUUGUUCCUUUAGGUGGAAAAUGCACCUAUAUAUAUAAUAUAUAUAUAUAUAAAUCGCUCAUUUUUGCUAUAUAACUUUAUGAGAGCCAUUGUUGUCAUGUAUAGAAAAACCAUGGGCCUUAGGUGGUUCACCUGUCAAUCAAGUAGGAGUUUUGGUUUAUUAUUUGGCAAAGGGUCUAUAAUGGUAACUUUAACGGAGCAAGUGGUGAAGGUUGACUCA